Messenger RNA from Arvicola amphibius (Eurasian water vole), 1077 nucleotides. RefSeq names its product G protein-coupled receptor 87 (gene Gpr87). Gene Ontology annotation, cellular component: membrane. NCBI's taxonomy places the organism in Eukaryota, Metazoa, Chordata, Mammalia, Rodentia, Cricetidae. Gene Ontology annotation, biological process: G protein-coupled receptor signaling pathway. The record is from RefSeq and is a predicted model, not a curated record. Bases 1 to 1077 code for a protein of 358 amino acids. Gene Ontology annotation, molecular function: G protein-coupled purinergic nucleotide receptor activity. The transcript is spliced from 2 exons.
AUGGGGCUCAACCUGACACUUGCAAAACUACCAAGUAAUGAGCUGUACAGUCAAGCCAGUCACUCUGCAAACAGCACAAGCGCGGGACAUGGGAAGAACUACACCCUUCACAAUGAAUUUGACACCAUCAUCCUGCCAGUGCUUUACCUAGUUAUAUUUGUGGCAAGCAUCCUGCUGAAUGGUCUGGCUGUGUGGAUCUUCUUCCACAUCAGAAAUAAAACCAGCUUCAUAUUUUAUCUCAAAAACAUAGUGGUAGCUGACCUCAUAAUGACGCUGACAUUCCCGUUUCGAAUAGUCCGUGAUGCGGGAUUUGGACCUUGGUACUUCGAGUUUAUCCUCUGCAGAUACACCUCAGUUUUGUUCUAUGCAAACAUGUAUACAUCCAUCGUGUUCCUUGGGCUGAUCAGCGUCGACCGCUAUCUAAAGGUGGUAAAGCCUUUUGGUGACUCUCGCAUGUACAGCAUAACUUUUACCAAAGUUUUAUCAAUUUGUGUUUGGGUGAUCAUGGCUGUUCUGGCCUUGCCAAACAUCAUCUUAACGAAUGUUCAGCCAACUAAGGAAAAUAUUCAUGACUGCAUGAUGCUCAAAAGUCCUUUGGGAGCCAAGUGGCAUAUGGCUGUCACCUAUGUUGACAGCUGUUUGUUUGUGACUGUGCUGGUGAUUCUGAUCGGAUGCUACAUAGCAAUAUCCAGGUACAUUCACAAAUCCAGCAGGCAAUUCAUAAGUCAGUCGAGCCGGAAACGGAAGCAUAACCAGAGCAUCCGCGUGGUCGUGGCUGUGUUUUUCACCUGCUUCCUGCCAUAUCACCUGUGCAGAAUCCCCUUCACUUUCAGCCACUUAGACAGGCUUUUAGACGAAUCAGCACACAAGAUUCUCUACUACUGCAAAGAAAUGACACUUUUCCUGUCUGCUUGCAAUGUGUGCCUGGAUCCAAUCAUUUACUUUUUCAUGUGUAGGUCCUUUUCAAGAAGGUUAUUCAAGAAAUCAAACAUAAGGACGAGGAGUGAGAGCAUCAGAUCACUGCAAAGCGUCCGAAGAUCGGAAGUGCGCAUUUAUUACGACUACACUGACGUGUAG